Messenger RNA from Ostrea edulis (European flat oyster), 5700 nucleotides. RefSeq names its product NACHT and WD repeat domain-containing protein 2-like. The transcript is spliced from 7 exons. Gene Ontology annotation, molecular function: protein binding. The coding region runs from base 138 to 5234 and encodes 1698 amino acids. Lineage: Eukaryota; Metazoa; Mollusca; Bivalvia; Ostreida; Ostreidae. The record is from RefSeq and is a predicted model, not a curated record.
UCCUCUGCGGGGAGAUUCAAACAGAAUUGUCACUAAUACCGGUCGGGAGUUAUCUGCCCGGUAUCAGACCCAACGAGUCCUUGACAACCUGCCCAAAUGCAUAUCUAGAGCGCUACUGACGGAAUCGGUGGGGGGAAAUGGAUGAGGAGUCCCUCAAAGAGACCUUUGACACAGAAGAGGAACAGCUAAAGCACUACCUUCUUCACGGCGGGUUCAACCUUAACGACCUUCCUCAGAUUCACUCCAAUGUCGUCAAACUAUACAUCUGCGCCAGUAGGAAAGAGUUUGAAAGAGAACGAGAAGUUUUGAUGAAAAAUGUAUACCCUGACCUGAGACGUCACUUCCGGGACAACCAUGGAGUGGACUUCCACGUUGUCGAUUUACGAUGGGGAUCUAGGAAGGAAGAUGAUGUGUUCCAGCCGAUGUUUCUUCGAGAACUUCAACGAUGUCAGAAAUCUUCCAUGGGCCCAAAUAUUCUUUGCAUGUUGUGCGAAGAUGAAGAUGUUUGGUAUCCACCAAUAGAAGUAGAGAAAGACGAAUACGAAACUUUACUGGAAUUUUUAGCUUCGUGCGGUUUUGAAGACGAGGUUCUGUUUGUAGAUAGAUGCUACAAAGAAGACAAAAACGGCCCUACACCGUACUAUCAUUUACAAGUGGAUUUCCAGCAGGGCUACUCUGAAAAAUGGUCAUCUACACUUGCUAUACUACAAAGAAUAUUCUUAAAAGCUUCCGAAGCUUGUCUAGAAAAAGGAAUGAUCGACACAGAAACGUAUAUGGAGUUCAAGCCAAUAGGCCUGGAAAAUGAAGUAGAAACUGGAAUAUUGGCAGUUGAUCGGCAACAUAGAGACAAAAAUUGCAUUUUGUAUGUAAAACGACCACUACGAGAUGGAAAAGAUAGCCCGGUGGAUGACUGCAGUAGUUCAUGUACAGAGAGUAGUAAUGGGUUUUUACCGAAAAGUCUUAGAGAGACUGUCCAUGAAAAUAUGCGACGAAGUGGAAUCGUUAUAACUGCAGAGGAAAUUUCAUCUGAUCGAAAAGAAUUAUCUAAAACAUUUGCAAGCAAAUUAUAUUGUACAGUGAAAGGGAUGGUUGAUGAGUCCAUAAGAAACCAAAACACCGUGAAGAACGAUUUGUUUUUUAGGGAAGUUUACAAUCACUGGAGCUUUCUUAAAUCUUCCCAAUGCCCAUGGCUUGAGAGAGAUGAUUUGAUGUCUGCAACAAAGGAUUACUUUUUAUCAGAAACGGACAGACCUUUUGCAAUUAUUGGGGGAAAUGGAGUUGGGAAGACAUCUGCAAUGGUGAAAAUUAUUAAAGACGUGAACACUGCCAUAUUCAACAAAGACUUAUCGAUGAGGACGGUCAUUGUGUUUAGAUUCGUUGGAGAAACUCAAAUCACCACCUCACGUCAGUUUCUUUACAACCUCUGUCGUCAUUUGGUUGACUUGAUGGGAAAAGAUCCGAAUGAAAUCCCAACAGAUUACAAGCAGUUGAAAUACUACUUCUCUGAGCUUCUCCUUAGUGGGGAGUUUGGUGGAUUGUUGAUAAUUCUCCUGGAUUCAGUAGAUCUGUUACAAGAUAACCACAACUUCGAAUGGCUGCCAAUAAAAAUUGCAGUCAAUGUCAAAUUGAUUGUGUCUUGUAGCUCAAAUAGGGAGAGAUUGUGCGCGUGCUUGUUAGACAAGUGCAAAGACAGCGUCUUCUAUUUAAACCCAUUAAAUUCCACAGAUUGUGAAAGAAUUUUCAGAGCUAUGCUUAGCUCAAGUUGGAGGUCAGUUACAUACGAACAGAUGUCAAUCGUAAAAGACGCGUUCCAGGUGUGCACAUUGCCUUUAUUUUUAUCAAUGGCUAUUGAAGAAGCAAAGCGUUGGCAUUCCUACGACGACACUAGUUUUUGUGUCGUCGGAAAAAGUGUGAAAGAAAAUAUACAAAUCAUUUUUGAACGAAUCGAUAAAGAACAUGGAACUUUAUUUGUAUCUCGUUUUCUUGGUUACCUUACUGCUUCUAACUUGGGCUUGAGCGAGUCCGAGUUACUUGAUAUCAUGUCGAUCGAUGAAGUUCUACUAGAUGACGUCACGGAAUACUGUGAAACUCCCAUAAGAAGAAUGCCAUCAUAUUUCCCAGUUCGUUUGUUACAUGACCUUGAACCUUUUGUCAAGGAGAGGGAGGUUGAUGGAAUACUAGUAUUAUCAUGGAAACACAAGCAGUUUUACGACGCAGCAGUGGAAAGGUAUUUAAGAGACAAGGAAUUGGAAGAAGUUCUUCAUUCAAACAUCGCGGACUAUUUCUUGGGCACAUGGGGAGGAUCCGCACGAAAACCAUAUCAGUGCAAGAACGAUAAACCGAAAGGAGAAAAAGAAGCAUGUCGAUUUUUGUGCGAGCAACCGAAUCACUUCGGAAGUACUGAAGCAACGACGACUUACAACAUAAGGAAAUUCCAACACCUUUGUUACAGUCUCCGAGAAAGUAAUCGUAUCGACGACCUGAAGAGUCACGUGCUGUGUAAUCUAGAGUAUAUGUUGCAAAGAAUAAAGUCAGCAACAAUUCAGGAACUCUUGAGAGACUACAAUGAUGCAUCUGAUCGAGAAAUUAGAAUUGUCGAGGAUGCCUUAAAAAUGGCAGUACCAACCAUCGAAAAGGACCUAAAUUGUUUGGGGGCGGAGUUGUCGGGUCGACUGAUACAACAUACUAAAUCCCACAAGUACAUUCGACAAUUAGUUUACACUUGUGACUUGUAUGCACAAAGGUAUUGCCCGUUAGUUCCUAACUGCCAGUGUUACAACACGCCAGGCGGGCCACUGCAAUACAAAUUUAAUGCCGAAGGUGCGUCAAAUAUUUAUUUUCAUCAGAGUCCCCGUGGUAUUUUUCUAACAGCUAAAACUGCUGGCUCGCUUUCGUUGAGGGCAUGGGAGAUCACAAAGGGGGAUCCGCGGCCUGAAAUAGUGAUGCCUUUUGGUCAAAUUUACUCGACGACGGAUGGAAAUUUUCUGAAUGUGUUUUGCAAUGACGGAACUGUUCGGAUAUUUCGUUCCGAUUGUGGUGAACUGUAUGAUUCAAUCGAAUAUAAAUAUGAUGAUAUCGCAGGUGUUUGUGUUUCAAAGAAGUAUCUAGCACUUGUGUUACAAAGAGAGCCUGGUCCAUAUCUCAUCAACGUUGCCGACGCAUCGCUAAUUCAUAGAUUUAGCUACCAUUCACGAACCAUAGCAUUCAAUUCCCAGGAAACAUACUUUGUUUGUGAGUCAGGACGUACUAUUUACCUGUUUGAACUGCCACAGCUAGUUCGAAAAUGCACAGGAGAAGCUAGCGAUGUCCCGAAACAAAUUAUUCUCUGGGAAAAUAAAAAAUGUUUUGUUGUGACCAAGAGCAAACAAGUUGAAGCAAUUACCUUCGAUAUCACCAACAAACACUUCAGGAGGAAUAACCUUAUGACCGAUAUCGACAUCCGGGAUAUGAAACUAUCCAACAAUGGAUCAACUCUAGUUAUCAUGGCAGGAAAGAGUCUUCGUUUGUUUGCGACCAGUACAGAAAAACAAAAGCCCCUAAACAACAAUUUACCAUCUUGUUGUUUGGCAUAUCCGUCUUCUAACUACGCCAGCGUGUCCUACUCUGUAGAUGACAGCUUGCUGAUUGCAAUAAGAGGUUCUUUUGUUCUCAUUUGGAAAACAGACACUGGAAAACUCGCACGUAUUUUCCAGACAGGAAACGCUCCUCUUUUGAAACUGUUGACGUCAUUUGCAACUAAUAAAGCAGCUACAAUAUCUGCGGACAACGACGUACAAGUUUGGGAUUUAAGCAACAUCGAUCAUGCAAUCGCACAUUCCAACGAAAUAUUUCAAAGUCCGGUCAAAAUUGCCAAAAUACUUCAUGACAAACAUCAAGUUGUCUGUGUAGGUUCAAAUAAGGAUGAUGCCAAAAUUGUGAACAGCAGUAGUGGACAAAUUGAAUACGCUUUAAGCAACAACAAAGACAUCGGUCAUGUCCGUGAAAUCAUUGUUUCAAAGGAUGGAAACUACGUCAUUGCACGAAUGAAUUCUCAAAGUUUGAAAGACCAGACCUCCUCUGAGAAAGUCGUUCUGUAUGAUGAUAUAGUAUGGGAUGUACGGGUUAGAAGUAAGAUUCGACACGUUUUUGAUAGUCGCUUCGCUGUUUUCUCCGAAAACUGUAGAACUCUCGUUUUCGUAACCUCGGCGAAUAUAUCCGACCAUUGGAAGAAUAAUGCAUACAACUUAGAAAUCACAGCUUUAGAUUCAGACUACAAUUUCCUAUGCGAUUUCCCAGAGAAGACAGAGUUUUUGACCACUCCCUGCGUUGUUUCUGAAGAUGAAUUCAGUUAUUUGGUAGGAGUUGUCAAAACCUUUACUUUAGAUGAAGAAAAUGAAAGUGAAAAUGAAUUUGAAACACGUCUUCUUGUCCGUGGGCUGUUCAGUCCCUCUGCAACGAACAGAAUGAUAAAAAUCACUGACGUUAUUCAGACGCUGGGCGAAAACGAUACCCUUAUUGACGUUUUUCCUUAUCAGGAAUGUAGCUGUUUGGUUGUAUAUGAGAGGAGAGAAGAAUUGAAUACAGCCAUUUCCUAUCCAAAAGGAGCUGUAGUUUAUAAUGUCGAGAAAGAAGAAUGCCUAACUCAUUUUUCUUCAUUCUUAGAACCAGCGACUGAUAUGACCAAAAUUCAAUUUUCUUCGCACAACAAGGUCAUUUUAGACGAUAAAGGAAUCCUUUUCUCCACUGAAUCAAAUUUCAAAGUACCAAAUACACGCAACAAGGAGCGAGACUUAAAAUGCCCGUGUUUAGCGCUGAAAGGGCAAUAUAUUGUUGGUUUGUCCAAAGACUGUACAGAAUUGCUGGUUCUUCGUGCCUGUGAUGGCGUACAGAAUGCUAAAAUUCCGGUCCAUGGCCGAGGAUGUUGCCUGAGUGUGGGUUACGAUGACAGAACGAUCGUCGUUGGCUGCGAGGACGGAAAAGUCAUGGUGUGGACUUUGAUUUUACAACUGAGUGACCCUAUGGUAGAAGUAAUUUCAAAACUCCCAAGUCGAACUCCUGUUCCUGAUAAGAUGAACCAUUCAUCAGAAUUAUUGGAGAAUGAUAUAAAUUAUAUAACAAGUCGAAAGUCAUUAAACCAGACGGUGUCAAGUCAGACUGACAACAGAAGACCACCAAGUCAUCAGACCGUGUCCACCGCGGUGUUUCUGGCGCAGCAGACAAGUCUAGGAAGAGAGACACCGUGUUAUGUACAAUGAAAAGACGAUAGUAACUGCUAGUCCAUGAUAUCAAUGACAACUUGUUAUAAAUUGUGUGCUAAUUACUAGGAUUUUUUGAGUUUUUUAUAGCCAAAACACUCUGAGAUUACAUACCAUAUAAGAUAGGUCACACAAUAAUGCAAUCUGGAUAACCACUUAGUUCAUAAUGGCAUUGUCUUAUCGUCAACUUGUAGAUGGACGGUGUAGUGGCACGGUGGUGUAAAAACGAUUGUAAAAAAAAAAGAAGAGAGAUGAUAUGUUAUUUCAUCGCGUUACUGUUCCCUCUAGCUCGUGAUAUCGCAUAUUCCUCAUCGCGUUUCGAUAACGCGAAUUUAAAUUAACUGUCCUUAUACGUCAGGGGCGGAUCCAGGAACUGCUGACGUUGUGUGUGCUUCUCAUCAUUUAUAACUUAUUUAUUUACGUACAUCAGUUGACAUGCAAUAAAAUCGCUAUGCAAAUAUUGGUA